Naegleria fowleri is the source of this 1170-nucleotide messenger RNA. RefSeq lists its product as uncharacterized. Lineage: Eukaryota; Heterolobosea; Eutetramitea; Acrasida; Naegleriidae. The record is from RefSeq and is a predicted model, not a curated record. Bases 1 to 1170 code for a protein of 389 amino acids. The transcript has a single exon.
AUGAAACUGCCAUACCUUUUGAAAACUUUUUUAAGCUUAACUGAUGGAAGAGAGCCAUGGCAUAACACAUUUAUUCAUUUUUCGAAUGUCAUUAGUCCCAUUAGUGAGUGGAAACUAUUGACAAGAAACGUUUUACUCAUUGGAAAAACACUCGAUUCCAAUAUUCAAUUACUUGUCAAUUCUAAAAAUUUAUUCUUUUUGAGGAAAGUCAAGGAAAAUUCAUUGGAACGGUUAAAGUUUAAGGAUUGGAUUCAACGAAAGAAUUUUAGUUUUGAAUAUAUUCAUUACAACAUUGAAGCUGUGAAUAAGCGAGGUGCCACCAAUUCAACACUUCUUCCUUAUUCUUUCACACAUUUCACAACCAUUCCAAAUUGUUGCAAAGCGAAGAAAAAUAUUGUCAAAUCCAUUCUGAGUCAGAAAGGUUUAUUAUUGGAAUUUGUAUCUCCAGAAUUAAUGGAAGAUGAACAAGUUGUGUUGUGUGCCGUAAAACAAAAUCCAAAUGCUUUCAAAUUUUGUUCAGAGAGGAUGAAAAAUAAUGUGAGAGUGGUAUUAGAAACCGUUCGAAAAAGUGCCGAUCUUCUGAAAUAUGCUGGAGAUGUUCCAAAAAACAAUCAUGAGGUAGUUUUGACAGCAACCGCUCAUUGUAAAGACACUUUAGAAAAUUCGAUUCGAUUUGCAGGAGAGGCAUUGAAAGCAGAUAAGCAAUACAUGUUAAAAGUUGUGAAUAUUUGUGACAUGGCGUUUAAAUACGCUUCUGAAGAAUUAAGGAAUGAUCCAGAGGUGACUUUACAAGCUGUGAAAAAGAGAGGAUGUAUCUUACAGUAUGCAUCGAGAAACAUUCGACAAAAUAGACAUGUGGUACUGCAAGCCAUUGAAUGUGACGCAAAAGCUCUCAAAUAUGCCUCAGAAUUAUUGAGACAAGAUCGUUCUUUUAUUGUAGAAGCCAUUCAAUGCAAUCCAAAGGCACUCGAAAAUGCUCCUGAUGCGUUCAGGAAUGAUCGAGAAAUUGUUCGUCAAGCUGUUCAACGGGAUGGACUCACAUUGGCAUUUGCUUCCAAUGUGUUGAGAAAUGAUCUAUCGAUGGUUGUUUUGGCCAUGACACAAAAUCUAAAUGCAAUUCAGUUUGCUUCUAAUGAUGUUCAGUUUCAACUCAGUCAGCAUGAGAAUUAG